AUGUAUGGGUUUAGAUUUUCUAUCGACAAUCAUAAGCUAACUGUGAUCGCCACAGACGGAUAUCUAGUAAAUCCUCUGGAAGUGGACUACAUAGCGUUGGAAGGAGGGGAGAGAUAUGACUUUCUGUUGGAGGCCAACCAAGGGGGAGGCAAUUAUUGGAUAAAAGCCGAAACGUUUGAAAUUGAUGGUACUAGCGGUCCACCUUUCAAGUUCAUUGACCACAAAGCUGAAGCAAUUUUGCAUUAUUCUGGUACAGAUGUGCCAAAGCCAACAGAGUUUGCUAACAUUUUAAACUCUCCAAGACAAUGUAGUCCGUGCAAGAUGCUUGAUUGUCCUUACGGAGAACUACACCCUUCAUACAACAUUGAGUGCAUUGGUGAUGACAAACUUAGACUUUUUGCACCAACACCUGCCAGUGAAAUGCCUGAAGAGGAACCAGACAUCACAUACUUCAUAAACAUGGCCGGAUACGCGGGACCACUAAAGCCUGUAAGUAGCCUCAAUGAGAAACAUUUCAGCUUUCCUCAAUUCCCACUAACAACAUACUACGAUAAAAAUGAUGAAGGUUCGUUUUGUGACAUAAACUCUGAGUGUGAGCUGGGAGAGGGAGAGGGAAGGUGCAGAUGUACUACAGUCAUGGACGUUGGCAGUAAUGUGACAGUCAGACUUGUCAUCAGUGCAAUUGGCGAGGAACGAAAAGCUAUUCAUUCUCUUCACAUUCACGGCCACUCUGUGCAUCUCUUGAAAUAUGGGUAUGGACAAUACAGCAGUGAGAAUGGUUCUUUGCUUGGCAGCUCUCGAGACCUGACUUGUAGAGAUGAUGGAAAUGACCGUGAUAUUUUUGACAAGAUUCGUUGCCCUAAUCCUAGUUUCAGAUCGACCAAUAUAUCAUUUACUCUUGACAAGUUCACAGUUCGAAAAGACACCUUUAUUUUGCCGGCUGGUGGCUAUGUGGUGGUUCAGUUCCGUUCUAACAACCCAGGGUAUUGGUUUUUUAAGUGCUACGUCGAGCUUUACUACAGACAAGGAAUGUCGAUGAUAAUACGAGAAGCUGUUGAUCAGAUAAUAGCCCCACCCGAGGAGAUGAAAACAUGCAAUUCAUUUAUUAUGGAUGUCAACGAUUUUAUGACAGCGAUAGAGGAUAAAAGGGGGAGUGGAUAUUCAGUUGCAACAAGCACCUCAUUGCUGCUCUUCAGCAAUGUUGUAAUAACAUUUCUGUUGGACCCGUUUUAA
Molecule: messenger RNA, 1233 nt
Organism: Geodia barretti
Lineage: Eukaryota; Metazoa; Porifera; Demospongiae; Tetractinellida; Geodiidae
Source: the annotation of a GenBank genome assembly